Photinus pyralis (common eastern firefly) is the source of this 1064-nucleotide messenger RNA. RefSeq names its product derlin-2. The transcript has 5 exons. The record is from RefSeq and is a predicted model, not a curated record. Gene Ontology annotation, cellular component: Hrd1p ubiquitin ligase ERAD-L complex; endoplasmic reticulum membrane. Gene Ontology annotation, molecular function: ubiquitin-specific protease binding; misfolded protein binding. The coding region runs from base 128 to 874 and encodes 248 amino acids. Lineage: Eukaryota; Metazoa; Arthropoda; Insecta; Coleoptera; Lampyridae. Gene Ontology annotation, biological process: endoplasmic reticulum unfolded protein response.
GUUUGAUAUUGAUACGUCAGUGGUUAUUCAGUUGACAUGACAAUGUAUGAUACGAACUUGUAUUUAUUAUUUGCACUUAUUUAUCCGUUGCUUUAGUAGUGUCUUAAAUAACUAACAGAACCGCAAAAUGGCUUAUCAAACUCUCAAGCAGGAGUACCUGAAUAUGCCCCCGGUUACGAGGGCAUACACGACUGCCUGUGUCAUCACCUCCCUCGCUGUGCAACUCGAACUGACGUCACCAUUCCAGCUGUAUUUUAAUCCGAUUUUAAUAUAUAAGGGGCAAAUAUGGAGGCUGAUUACGACGUUUUUGUUCUUCGGCACAUUCGGAUUUAAUUUCUUUUUUAAUAUGAUAUUCACGUAUAGGUAUUGCAGGAUGUUGGAGGAGGGCUCGUUUCGAAAUCGCACCUCUGACUUUGUCACAAUGUUCCUGUUCGGUGGAGGUUUAAUGAUUGCUAUUGGGUUCUCAGUAAAUUUACUGUUCUUGGGUCAAGCCUUUACAAUAAUGCUGGUGUAUAUAUGGUCACGAAGAAAUCCGUUUUUCCGGAUGAAUUUCUUCGGUCUAGUUAAUUUUCAAGCCCCCUACCUACCGUGGGCCCUUCUAUCAUUUUCGGUACUAUUAGGAAACACAGUGUAUAUAGAUUUAAUAGGCAUCGUCGUCGGGCACAUUUACUAUUUUAUCGAGGACGUUUUUCCAAACCAAAGAGGAGGUUUCAGAAUUCUAAAGACGCCAACGAUAUUAAAAACAAUUUUUGAUAAUCACACGGAUGAUCCGGACUAUGUCCCGUUGCCGGAGGAACGCCCCGGUGGCUUCGAUUGGGGACAAAACAGGCAGGACGAGAACCAGGCCCCGCCACAACAAGAAGACCGUCAGUAAUUACAAUUGUGAUGAAUAGAAAAACACAUACAUACCCAUAAAAUUGUACAAAUAGCGAACUUUGUAAUAUACCCCCUCCGUAAUUGAUGAACUAUAUUUUUGAGAUUAUUUUUGUUUUAAAUGUUUGUAUUAUAAUUAUUAUUAAUACUACAAUUGUAUAAUGUUCUGUAAUAAACAAUUUUUAGUCAUU